AUAGCCGAACGCUUGUUUGACAGAAUAUACGCUAUAAGUUAGUGUCAGUGAUUUGCGCAGUUCAUAAGAGAAGGAAAUAAAUUAAAAGCUUAUUACAACCAACCAAAAUGGAGACCAUGCAAAUUAUUGGCAACUUUCAACUAAUCAGUGCCAUUUGGCAAGAAGAUUUACCAAAAAUUAAGGAUCUAAUCGAUUCUGGCGCUGACAUCAAUUUUGUGAACCUGUACAAUAACAACAACACUCCACUUCAUGACGCAGUGACUUCUGGUAAUCCAGAAAUUGUCGAAAUGUUGCUAGCUGCUGGAGCAAGCCCCACUGCAAAAAAUGAUAGGAAUCAGGAUCCAGUUGAUUUGUGCUCACGUCUGGAAAACAAAAAAAGGGAAAUCAUUCGAGCAAUUUUCAACCAUUCCAAGCAAACUGCUGAAAAAAUGGACAUCGACCAGGAUUUUUCCACUACAACCUUUUACAGACGACAUGGAACGACAGCUGUAGGUCAGUACUAUGAAACCAAGUUGUUGAGUAUGGUUCUGUUCCGGUUACUUCAUGAUGAUCAGAUCAAGAACUUUUAUCUUGGAAACAACCUUGACGAGGCCGGCAGGUUUGACGACAUUGUCCUGAGAACCAUCAACGCUGGAGGUAAAUCGCAAGUUUAUUGUCUUCAAACCAGACACAAACCAAAAUCGUCAACGGUUAAGUUUGAAGACAUCGUCAACUCACAUGACCUUCGGGGAGCUUUUAAUUUAAAUAAAUAUCUAGAGAGCUUUCUGCAAAUACGUUACAUGUUUAGUUCAACUAAUGAGCAUGCAAUAUUUCAUGGAGAAUAUGAAACAACUGAGCUGGAAUUGAUUCUAUUCACCCCAGCUAUGUUUAUUUUUCCUGAAGAUGCCUCCUGUGAAUACAUGGUCGGUUGUAAGAUAUUUCAGGCAAAUAAGGUAGGAAAAAACUUCAGAAUUAAUUGCUCUGACAAUAUAACAGAAUCCUUUGUAGGAAAAUCAAAAGAAUGGCACCGAAAUGUUAUUUCAACAAUAUUGGCUAAACUUGUAUUGCUGCAUGAGUACGACUCAAAAAAUUUAAAAGAAUCAAUAGAGAAGCUUCAAAAAGAGAAUGUUUUGAGUAAGUUCACUGACAAUGCAGGCAGUUUCAAUUGGUUAGGAUUGCUACAACUGUACAGUAAUCCCCAAGUCAUGAGCAUUUCUAACAAGAAUGUAAAACAAAUGUGCCGAGAUAUUUCUAAAUUACUUCAAGAACCUCUCAUUCCAUCCCAUGGGGAGCACGUUAAACUUGUAAAAGAUUUUUUUGGCAAAUUGAGAAUUUACUCAGAGCAGGCAACUGAAGACGAACUGGAGGAAAUUAUAAGACGUGAUAUAAAGGCACAACAUUAUGAAAAUGAUUAUAUAGUGUAUAGUAAGUCGCAUGAUGCUGUUGAAAGAUGGUACAAACAAACUGGGCUAGUGUCAUAUCUAACAGACUCAUUGAAUAUUUUCAAACAGAUAAAAAGCGAUAUACAAAUAGAACAAAUCAAUUCAGCUAGUUUAAUUAGGGUAGGAAGAAGUAUACUCAAAUUUCGUAGAAUAAAAGUUAUCAACACAAAGUGGGUAAAAUGUUAUCAACGUUUGCAGAAAGAGAAUAAAUUUUGGUUUAAUAUAGUUAGUAACUCCCCUUUUGUUUGUUGUGCUAAGCUAAAUUUGUAUUUCAACUGGUGUAACACCGAGUUUAAAUUCAUAAUAUUAGAUACCACAGAAAUAAUGUCUAUCCUCGAAGAUUUUUGCAAAGCUAAUCCAAAAUGCUUAAUUGUUGCAUAUUUGCCUAACAAUGAAAGGGAACAUAUCAAAAAUAUUUACCAAAAGGUUGACAAAUUGAUUUUUAUUACUAAAGGCGAAUGCGGUGGUGAUUGGAUAUCUUUAAGAGACGAAGAAAACGACUUGCUCGAUAUUGAAACACAAAGCCAGCUAGAGCUAUUAGAAACCACUGUACUAUUCCAAGGGUCCUUAAUAGCCCUAAAAACGAUAAUGGAUGACGCACCGAAGGAGCUCAUAGACGCAGUUACAUUAGAAAAACUCGUUAGUGGUGAUAAAAUAAUCAUAUCACAUAAUAAUUUUCUUAAUUCUAUCGAUUUUUUCAUUGACAGAGUUUUGAUAAGUAGUACUCAGGUCUCCAAAUCGAUUACAGAAAUUGAUGAUUGGGUGGUCAUAGUGGCGGCCGAACCGGGAAUGGGAAAAUCCACAUUGUUGUCAGGACUUGCGAUGGCUGUCAAAAAGAAAAGUCCUGCUACAUGGAUUGUGAGAAUAAACCUUUGUGAAUAUUCGAAACUGUUUUAUCAGUGGAAGCAAGCAAAAACAACAAUUGAUGUAGAUUUGGCCAUGAACUUCUUGAUUAAAUCUGCAUGUCGUGAAGAAAACAUUAGCUCUGAAUCAUUCGAAACCAAAUUAUUCCGAUGGUACUGUGAGCAACAAAAAAUUUACCUUUUAAUUGACGAAUUUGAUGACGUGAGUCCUGAUUACACUGACAUUGUAUUACAGUUGCUAAUAAUUUACAAAUAUAAUUUUACUACUAAACUUUGGGUAACAACUCGUAAGGAAAAAUCACAAGAAGUACUGGAAAAAAGUCUUCGAGUUGAUUCAUAUUCUUUGAACCCAUUUACUUUAGAGGAUUCAAAAUGUUUCUUAAGGAAGUUUUGGGGUAAAGCUUUCAAUAGUAUUAAUGAUAACCAAUUAUAUGACAAUUAUAUUGAACAAUUGUUUUCAGUUUUAAGCCAAUAUGCUGAAACCGGUCAAUCAGACCUAGUUGGUAUUCCAUUCCAGACAAAAAUGAUUGCUCUUUUAUACCAACCAAGUUUUGAUGAAUAUUUCAUGUCAGAUAACAGUUGCAUAAAUUCACGAUGCUUGAAUUUAAAUGAUUUAUAUAAAAGUUUUGUUCGAUAUAAAUUUGAAGUAGUAUUAAUGGAGGAAAAGAACAAAAUCGUUCCGAGUAGACCAAUGGUUAUAAAGCAUAUCGAACAUUAUUUUAAAAUCUUUUGGGAAAGACAUCAAAGAGCUGCAUUCUAUGCUCUUGUCAAUCGAAAAUCAAUUGAAGGAAUUUUUAAGGAAUCCGACAUGGAUUUUUUGCAAGACGAAUGUUAUUUUGAACAAGUGGGAAUUAUUUCCCGUGUUGUUGAUGGGAUGCCAAUAUUUGUAAAUCAAAGUUUUGCUGAUUUUUUCGCAGCGCAAUAUAUUUGGGAAAAAUACUGUUAUUUGCAGGACGAAGGAUUUGAAAAAUUUGUUGAUAAUAUUUUGAUAAAUGUUGUCAUUAAAGGCGGUAAAGUCCGAAUUGCAGAAUAUUUGCGAGGGUGUAGAAUAGACGACUGCGCAAAUAUUGCCAUGAAAGCUAGUGUGCUAAUGAAAAACCUUCUUAAUGUAUUCUUAGAGAAGACAUGGCUAGAAUUUAAAAAACCUACCUAUUCGUUUAUUCUGGGAAUCAUAGAACAAUCAUUAGCAGCGGACAGUGAAUGCUAUCUGAAGCUUCGAGAUACCAACGUUAUACAUAGAGAAAAGUGGAGUAUUCUUUUUCUUAAAGCUUCAGAGUGCGGAUACAACUUAAUUACCCGUCUGGUGACUGAUUUGGAACCUGGUCUAACAAACAUUACUUUUAAUUGGUUAAAAGGCUGGACUGCACUUCACUUUGCAGUGAACUGUUGUCAUUACAAAAUUAUACACUUCCUUUUAGACAAAUCUGCUAACAUCAACGCAAUCACUUUUGAUAAUGGACAGAGUGCAUUGCACAUGGCAGUUGAAAAGGGACAUUUAGAUAUUGUUAAACUUUUGUUGCGUUACGAAGCUGAUGUAAAUAUCAGUACUACAGGUACUGGAGUCACCCCUUUGCACGUGGCAGCCCAAUCAGGUUAUUUUAAGAUUGUUGAAUUAUUGCUGAGCAAAGGAGUUAAUGUUGACUGUGCCAAUAUUGAUAACGCAACUGCUCUACAUUUAGCUUCCGAAAAUGGUCAUACAGAAACGGUGGAACUAUUGUUAAAGAACCACGCGAAUGUUGACAAGAAAACAAUUAAAAACGGUUCUACGGCUUUGCUUUUGGCAUCCAAGAAAGGUCAUACAGCCGUUGUUGAACUUUUGUUAGCAUAUGGAGCGGACCCCAACAUAAAAACAGAUUAUUGGGGAUUUUCGCCACUAUACUGGGCAGCACGUAAUAAUUCGAUUGAAAUAGUAUCAUUAUUAGAAGGCAAGGGUGCUGGCAUUGAUACGGUUACUUAUUUUGUUGGCCAUACUGCGAUGCAUAUUGCAAUUUUAUACGGACAUACUGAAAUUGUGGAGUUCCUGUUGGCAAAAGGUGCAAACAUCGAAUUAGCUACAAAAGUAGAAGGGUGGACACCAUUAGACCUUGCCAUUAAAUAUAACGCAUUUAAAAUUAUCACAGCCUUGAAAGAAGCAGGGGCAGAGUUGAGGCGAGAAGUCGAUACCAAAGGAAGUUUUGAGAUUUUUGGAUCACUUUCGGGUGGAAAAUCAAUCCUUGAAGGAGAGAGAUCAGGAAUACAGGAACCAAGAAAGGCCAUGAAACGUAAAUACCUGGAACCUAAAUCAUUUAUUGAAACUUUCUGUAAAAGACCAGCAUCACCUGUCCUUGGUCAACAUUAUGAAACCAAGUUGUUGAGUAUGGUUCUGUUCCGGUUACUUCAUGUUGAUCAGAUCAAGAACUUUUAUCUAGGAAACAACCUUGACGAGGCCGGCAUGUUUGACGACAUUGUCCUGAGAACCAUCGACGCUGGAGGUAAAUCGCAAGUUUAUUGUCUUCAAACCAGACACAAACCAAAAUCGUCAACGGUUAAGUUUGAAGACAUCGUCAACUCACAUGACCUUCGGGGAGCUUUUAAUUUAAAUAAAUAUCUAGAGAGCUUUCUGCAAAUACGUUACAUGUUUAGUUCAACUAAUGAGCAUGCAAUAUUUCAUGGAGAAUAUGAAACAACUGAGCUGGAAUUGAUUCUAUUCACCCCGGCUAAGUUUAUUUUUCCUGAAGAUGCCUCCUAUGAAUACAUGGGCGGUUGUAAGAUAUUUCAGGCAAAUAAGGUAGGAAAAAACUUCAGAAUUAAUUGUUCUGGCAACAUAACAGAAUCCUUUGUUGUAAAAUCAAAAGAAUGGCACCGAAAUGUUAUUUCAACAAUAUUGGCUAAACUUGUAUUGCUGCAUAAGUACGACUCCAAAAAUUUAAAAGAAUCAAUAGAGAAGCUACAAAAAGAGAAUGUUUUGAGUAAGUUCACUGACAAUGCAGGCAGUUUCAAUUGGUUAGGAUUGCUACAACUGUACAGUAAUCCCCAAGUCAAAAGCAUUUCUAACAAGAAUGUAAAACAAAUGUGCCGAGAUAUUUCAAAUUUACUUCAAGAACCUCUCAUUCCAUCCCAUGGGGAGCACGUUAAACUUGUAACAGAUUUUUUUGGCAAAUUGAGAAUGUACUCAGAGCAGGCAACUGAAGACGAACUGGAGGAAAUUAUAAGACGUGAUAUAAAGGCACAACAUUAUGAAAAAGAUUCUACAGUUUAUAACAUGUUACAUAAUGCUGUUGAAAGUUGGUGGAAACAAACUGGUAAAGUUCCAUUUUUGAGUAAGUCUUCCAAUAUCUUUAAAAAAGUCCUGUUUGAAACAAAGUUAAAGGAAAUCCAUGAGAAAAACAAGAAGGACAUAUUAAGUAGUGAAAUUAAAAUUAAUUCAACUGCAUUUGAAAUGAAUCCAAAAUGGGUAAAUCUUUUUUAUGGUGCAGAGUUUAAAAAGGAACUUUGUAUUAAUAUUUUCAGUAGCUUGCCACAACUUUGUUGUUUGAAUCUUUUGCAAUAUCUCGAAUAUUAUUCUUUUGAUUUUUUGGUCGUUACAGAAAAAUCUCACAUGCAAGAUAUAUAUAUUUCUGAAUUUAAACCACAACACUUGAUUGUUUUGUUUUUACCUAGCAUAGAUGUUGAUAGCAUUGGAGAUUUUAGUAAAAAAGUAAAGCAACUAAUUUUUAUUACUAAACAAGAAUGUGUUGGAAAUUGGAGAUCAAUCAAAGAAGAAACAAGCAUACUCGACCUUGAAAUUCAGUGUCAGGACAAACUUCUUGAUAGCGAAGUUGAAUUUCAGGGCUAUUCCAUACAAUUAUCAGUGCUAAUGGAGAAUGUUCCCCUAAAAUUGAUAGACGCAGUUACAUUGGAACAUCUCAUUAAUAAGGAGAAGUUUUCCAUUUCUAAAAAUAUUGUAUUCAAUCAAGAUGAUAUUGAAAACUACUAUAUCGAAAGAUGUUUGCGUAACAAACGUUACAAAACGCCCAUCUUGAAAAAAAAUCAUAAAGAAUAUGAAAGGGUUAUAAUUGUUGCAGCAGAAGCGGGAAUGGGAAAAUCCACACUGUUGCCUGGCAUUGCAAAAGAAAUCAAACAAAUGGAAAAAAAAUCUGCUACAUGGAUUGUGAGAAUAAACCUUUGUGAACAUUCAAAACUGUUUUAUCAGUGGAAGCAAGCAAAUACAGCAAUUGAUGAAAAUUUGGCCAUGAACUUCUUGAUUGACGCUGCACGAUGUGAGCAAAACACUAGCUAUGAAUCAUUCGAAACCAAAUUGUUCCGAUGGUAUUGCGAGCAUUUUAAAAUUUAUCUUCUGGUCGACGGGUUUGAUAAGAUAAGUCCUGAUUACGCUGACAUUGUAUUACUGUUGCUACAAACUUAUAAGCAUAACUUUACAACCCAACUUUGGGUGACUACUCGUACUGGCAAAAAUCAAAAAGGUUUGGAGGAAAGCCUCGAAGUUUGUGCUUAUUUCUUAGAACCAUUCACAGAAGACGAAAUUAAACGUUAUUUGUGGAAAUAUUGGAGUUUCAAAUUGAAUAUAAAACCAGAAAUCAACGAUUUGUUUAAUGAUUACAUCAAAGAGUUUCUGUUAAGAUAUUCUAAAUUGAAUGAUUACAGGGGGCAUAAGCUGAUAAGUGUACCACUGCAAAUAAAAAUGAUUGGCAUGAUAUUCGAAAACAGUGUUAAAACAUUUUGUAAUUCAAAUGGUUCUCAAGUUGAAUUUUAUGACCCAAAUAUAGUAACUUUAUAUGACAAGUUUCUGAAUAAUUUUCCAGAGAUUGAAAAUAUAAGCACACAACUUGCCGUAUGGACGUUGUACAAACAUGCAGAAAAUUACCCUAAAUUGAUUGAUCCAGUGGAUAGUUUGCUACAAGAAAUACAGCCUUUUGUUGAUAAAUCUGGUAUCAUAACACAAGUUAUUGAUAGUAAGCCGAUCUUUGUGUUUGAAACCGCCGAGUUCCUUGCAGCCAAAUUUAUCUGGAAUAAAUAUUCAUCACCACCACUUGAAGAAUUUGAAUCUUUCGCAAAAGACAUUUUGACACAUUUUAUCAAAAAUGACACAGUUCAAGUAGCCUUUUACUUACAAGAAAUGGCACUGAAUAAAACAAAACAGAGUGAACGUGCUGCUGCCCCCAUAGCUUGUAAUAUUUUAGACACACUAUUUGAAACUUUGCCCAACUCUUGGGAUAGCUUCCAUAAAAAGUCGAUAUCUUUCUUAUUAAGAAUAGUCGAUAAUUCCAUGCUUUUUGACAAAGAUUGCUCAAAAAAGCUUCAUGCACUUCUUCAAAACAAACCCCCCAACAGUCUGGCCAUUUUGCUCUUGAAAGCAUCUGAAAGUGGUUACACCAGGCUUGUAAAGUUGGCGAAUGAGUUAGGCAAUGAUGGAAUAAAUAUCACAUUUGAUUGGUUAAACCGCUGGACUGCACUUCACUUUGCAGCACAUCGUGGACAUAAAAACAUUGUAAAAUAUCUUAUAAAGAAAAAAGAUAGCAAGAACGCAGUCACUAUGGAUAAAGGGGAGAAUGUGCUGCACAUAGCGGCCAAAGCAGGUUUUAGAGAUAUUGUGUCCAUGUUACUUGAUCAUAAGGUAGACGUUCAUGGUACUACAGCUGAUGGUGAAACUGCUUUGCAUUUAGCUUCUAAACUUGGCCAUGUAGAAAUUGUAAGAAGUUUGAUAAAGCAUGAGGCUGCAAUUCACUCCAGAACAAAAUACGGAUUCACACCUUUGCAUUUUGCCACUAAACAUGGACACAUAAAAGUAGUCAAUUACUUGCUGGGAAAUGGUGCAAAUCCAAACGAAAUAACUAAUGAUUUGGGAUUCACGCCCCUUCAUUGGGCUGCAAAAAACAACUUCCCUGAAAUAGCAGAGCGUCUAAUAGUAAAUGGUGCUCAUAUUAGCAGCAUAAGUAUAUUAAAUGAUCAAACGCCAUUACACAUCGCUCGAUCGUACGGAAAUAGUGAAAUUGAAAAUCUACUUUUGGGAUAUGAAGCAAACCCGUUGUCAAAGACAAACUGACAGAGUUAGGUUUGACUGAAUGACUAUUAUAAUAAAAAAAAAACAAGAUUUAGUUUUAAGAGUCCUAAGCAAUACGAUCAUGAUUCAAUAAAAUAAAAUAUUUAGUAUA
Culex quinquefasciatus (southern house mosquito) is the source of this 8415-nucleotide messenger RNA. RefSeq lists its product as uncharacterized. The coding region runs from base 108 to 8306 and encodes 2732 amino acids. NCBI's taxonomy places the organism in Eukaryota, Metazoa, Arthropoda, Insecta, Diptera, Culicidae. Gene Ontology annotation, molecular function: protein binding. The transcript is spliced from 2 exons. The record is from RefSeq and is a predicted model, not a curated record.